CGCGCGCCGCCGCCCGCCUCCCGCGCCUCCUCUGCCGCGUCCCUCUCGUCAGCUCUCGCGCCCAGGCGGCGGCGGACGCGACUCCCGAGCGCCCGGCAGUUUUGUGAGACAGGGUCUCACUGUAUAAUUCACACUGGUCUUGAACUCAAGAUACUCAUGCCUCAGCCUCCCAAGUGCUAGGAGUACAGGUCUCCACGACAGGGUUUGACCAGCAGGCAGCCCCUCCACUGUGAACCUGAUCCGUGGCUUCCGUCCUGUGGGCUUCAGUGUCAUGGCCACGGAAGAGAAAAAGCCGGAGACAGAGGCCGCAAGGGCACAGCCCACCCCCUCUUCCUCGGCCACACAGAGCAAGCCAACACCUGUUAAACCCAACUACGCUCUGAAGUUCACUCUGGCCGGCCACACAAAAGCAGUGUCCUCCGUGAAGUUCAGCCCGAAUGGGGAGUGGCUGGCUAGCUCAUCUGCUGAUAAACUCAUUAAAAUCUGGGGUGCGUAUGAUGGGAAGUUUGAGAAGACUAUAUCGGGGCACAAACUGGGAAUAUCGGAUGUGGCCUGGUCAUCGGACUCCAACCUCCUUGUUUCUGCUUCGGAUGACAAAACCCUGAAGAUAUGGGAUGUGAGCUCUGGCAAGUGUCUGAAAACACUGAAGGGGCACAGCAACUAUGUCUUCUGCUGCAACUUCAACCCGCAGUCCAACCUCAUCGUCUCAGGGUCUUUUGAUGAGAGCGUGAGGAUCUGGGACGUCAAGACGGGGAAGUGCCUCAAGACCCUGCCCGCACACUCCGACCCCGUCUCUGCUGUUCAUUUUAAUCGUGAUGGAUCCUUGAUAGUUUCCAGUAGCUAUGAUGGCCUCUGCCGCAUCUGGGACACGGCGUCAGGACAGUGCCUGAAGACACUCAUUGAUGAUGACAACCCGCCCGUGUCCUUCGUCAAGUUCUCUCCCAAUGGCAAAUACAUCCUGGCGGCCACGCUGGACAAUACACUGAAGCUGUGGGACUACAGCAAGGGCAAGUGCCUGAAGACCUACACGGGCCAUAAGAACGAGAAGUAUUGCAUAUUUGCCAAUUUCUCGGUGACUGGCGGGAAGUGGAUCGUGUCUGGCUCUGAGGACAACCUGGUGUACAUCUGGAACCUGCAGACCAAGGAGAUUGUCCAGAAGCUGCAGGGCCACACAGAUGUGGUGAUCUCUACGGCCUGCCACCCCACGGAGAACAUCAUUGCCUCAGCCGCCCUAGAGAACGACAAGACCAUCAAGCUGUGGAAGAGUGACUGCUGACCUCAGCCGGGACUGUCCAGCCCACCGGUGGCAAGAGGCAGGGCAAGGUGCAGGCCGGCCCCGAGGUCGGGGCAGCGCCCAGGACGCGGCACUGCCCGGACGCUCCCUGCCAGCUGUGUGCCGCCCAGGGAGGCGUUCCCAGUUCAUUUGCUCAGAGGCAAAAGUUUUUAAUUUUUUAUUACAAGAGAGAGAAGUUCGAUUUAUCAUGGGUUGUCUUUCCCAGUACCCGUUCUGUACAUUUUUGUAUUUUCCUACCCAGUGCGGAUUGCACCAGGCCUGGUGGGUCUUCUUCCCCGAGCUGCGGCGCCUGGCAUGCACUCUCGUCUUUUGGAACACACCGCGUAGUGAGGUCACUUCCGUGUCCAGUCCUUUGUAGCAGGAGUUGGGCCGCAUGCUGACGCGUGGUGACCACAGGCCAUGUCCCCCUGGUCACUGGUGUUCACACAGCUGCACAAACUGUAAUAAAAGGUGGGAUUUUGUACUAACUCCUGGCCCUGCAUUCUGACGGGAGCUGGUCUCCGCCUGGCUUGUCGCCCGCCUGGCAGGUGGGUGGGCCAGGGCACCCUGAAGGCGCAGCCAGCCGGGUCCUAUUUUCCAUGGAAGGCCAGGCUCUCAGGGCUGAGCAUCUUGGGUGGGCUGCUGGGCCUGUGGGUGGCACUGUCACCUGCAUCCUAGGCCAGGCUCAGGGACUAGUAUGGGAGGGAAUGGUGCCCACAAGGCUUGGCCUCCUGCUGUCCUGGUGUCCUUGGGGACACCCGCUGCCACCUGGGCCUCCUGCUCAGCCCGCCCCUAGCUGGCUCCUCAGGGAUUGGGUCUGAGGAACGGUGGCGGCCAGCCUUACAGCCGUUGCCUGGCUGUGCUCUUGGGAGCCCAACCAGAAGGAGGUUGGCAUGGGGUUCCAGCCAUCUGCUUGUAGAGACCUCGGUGAGCACUGCUGCAGAGGGCAUGGCCCUGCUGGGUGCUCGCUUGUGACGUUGGGGAGCCAGGUUUGGACCUGGAGCCCUGCCUGUGGGACCUCAGGUGGACAGAAAGGCCAAGAGCAGGAGCGGGGCUCGUGGGGGGUGUCCACAGCGGGUCCCUGUCCCAGCUACCCCGAGUGCCCCAGUUGCUGGUGUUAGUGAGUGGGGCGUUGCAGGCUUCCCGGGAGGCUCCUAGGAGGAUGCUGGCACACUUCCCCCGGGGAGGUGAGGUGGGUUGUUAUUGGUAGUGGCAGCAGGAGGCAGAUCUGGCCUUGAUGCCCAGGGUGGGGUCCUAGGCCUACGAGUGCCACCUGUGUGACCCACCUCCACCCCCACCCCCCACCCCCACCGCCUGCUGCUGCAGCAGCGUUCUGAGCGCCCUUGCUGGCAUCCAGGUGGGCCCUGGGGGAGGUGGGGCUUGCUGUGUGGACCGUCGUGUCCUGGAUAUAGUUUAUUUUUUCUACAGUUGAACUCUCUGUUGUAGAUUUAUGUAAAAACACAUCUCUUUUUCAAAAUAAAGAUUGUCUUGUAAUUUUGUCCCGUAA
This is a messenger RNA of Cavia porcellus (domestic guinea pig), 2780 nucleotides long. It is a transcript of the gene Wdr5, whose product is annotated as WD repeat domain 5. NCBI's taxonomy places the organism in Eukaryota, Metazoa, Chordata, Mammalia, Rodentia, Caviidae. The transcript has 15 exons. The record is from RefSeq and is a predicted model, not a curated record. Gene Ontology annotation, molecular function: protein binding; RNA polymerase II general transcription initiation factor activity. Gene Ontology annotation, biological process: transcription initiation at RNA polymerase II promoter. Gene Ontology annotation, cellular component: transcription factor TFIID complex. Bases 272 to 1276 code for a protein of 334 amino acids.